AUGUACUUCCCGUUCCUAACGUGCAAAGUAAAGUACGGCGCUAUAGCCCUCGAUGUCGCCGAUCGACAGAAUGCUCACAGCAUGACACUCGCAGUAAGGGGUAUUAUCGAACUAUUCAGGAUAGUAAAGCGCAAAAAGGAACUCCAUCGAGAGAUCCUCGCUUUUUUAGUCUCGCACGAUCACCGGACAGUACGAAUAUAUGGUCAUUACCCUGUGCUCGACGGAGAAAAGACAACCUUCUAUUACUAUGCGAUCCAUACGUUCGACUUCACGGCUCUAGAUAGUAAGGAAAAGUGGACAAUACUGACUCACCUGAAAAGAAUCUAUUCAGUUAUUAAUAACUUACUACUGGAUUUUAAGGUCUCAAAGCAAUCUAAGGCAGGGGAAUCUGGACUUUCACAAGGUUUAGAGAGUCACUAUCUGUCUAACUAA
Messenger RNA from Hyaloscypha bicolor E, 432 nucleotides. RefSeq lists its product as uncharacterized. The transcript is spliced from 2 exons. Bases 1 to 432 code for a protein of 143 amino acids. The record is from RefSeq and is a predicted model, not a curated record. Lineage: Eukaryota; Fungi; Ascomycota; Leotiomycetes; Helotiales; Hyaloscyphaceae.